CCAUGGCAAACGAAUUCGUUGCCAUUUUGGCUCAAGUCUGUCUGGCUUAAGCCAACCCGUGUCCAGUCAUUUUACGUCGAUGUCUCUACCUGGUUCGAGGCAGAUGAGGCGUUCUUGAAAGAUUGGCGCGUAGAUGAUCAGGUAUGGAACACACUGCAACGACCAUAUCGACCAUCUCUGGCACCGGCUUCUCGCGCGAAUCUUGUUUUAUAGAGGACUGUCAGCGCGAGGUCAUGUAUAAAUGCUUAUGCCCAUGGGCUGGAUGUCCGAGGCACCUCUUCACCCUUUUUUGUGAAGAGCACGCUGCUGAGCGCAGGUGCCCCAGCUGUGGAGCGCCGUUCGUGCUUGAGCCCCCACAUGGUCAUUUGGUGAAGCCGCCUCUGUCACACAUCGGUGACGGAGCAGAUUUCGAGUUUUCGCAGGAUGAGGCCGAUGGCCCAGGCCGCCCUUGUAUUCUUCUCGAUCUCAGGUACACGCUCUUUUGGUCGGACUGGCAAGACUUCAGUGAUCUGGGGGACAGAGUGGAAGGCAAAUUGCCGGACGACUUCCGCCGGGAGGCUGGUGCGAGCCUGCACCUGCGACCCUACGCCCUGGAGUUGCUCCGGUGGCUGCUCGAAAGACUGAGGGGCGGCGAGUGUUCCCUAGGUUUUCUAUCCACCUGGACUCCAGAGAACAUGUGGGUUGCCGUGAGGUUUUUGCUCGAGUCCGCGACAGAGGCGCCAUGGACACAGGGUACAGCGAACGGGGUUGCGGCACAGUGUGAGCAAGAGCCUUGGAAGGGCCUACGCGUUUUCAUGUAUGAUGAGAGCUACACCGAGACGGACCUAUACGGUUAUUUGUCCAAGGAUUUCGAGAAAGUUUUGGCCUCUUGGUGGGAUCAGCCCGUCUGGAGAAGACUUACCAUCUACAUUACGUGUUCGGACGAGUGUAUGUGGAAUGGCAAGGAAAACGUGGUCAUUGUGCAUCCUUAUGAAUACGACGAUUCCUCGGAUUGUGAGCUCAGGGAACUGUCCGAAUACGUGAAGUCGUUCCUGGCUCAGUCGUCGGGCUUCGAUGUUCGAGCCUAUUUGCGGAGUCACAAGUUCACCUCCACCGCGCAGAGACAUUAUCUCGACGCGAUGCAGGAGCAACAUGAGAUCGAAGCAGACUGGCGGCCGAUGUUUCAGCUAGUCAAAGAACAGAGCUCACGCAUCAGUUUGCCUCCAGCGCUGAAUGCUUGGCAGCGGAAGGUUUUGCAUGAUCUCGCAGAGAGUGUCGGCCUUCACCACGAGUCCUCCGGAUUCGGUGAGUUCCGGUUUCUUCAGGUCUGGUUUGAGGCAGGUUCCUGAGGUUCAGGUAUAGUAGUUUUUUACGCAAUUGAGCGCGGGCAUGUUGACAGGGAGAGCAGUCACCGACAUAUUCACCAGGCUCGUCGUGCCGGUCGCAGCUUCCCGUUACUGUCAAAAUAAUAACACCCAUG
Prorocentrum cordatum is the source of this 1459-nucleotide messenger RNA. The record is from the annotation of a GenBank genome assembly. NCBI's taxonomy places the organism in Eukaryota, Dinophyceae, Prorocentrales, Prorocentraceae.